AUGGCAUCCCAUUCAAACGGGAACGUAGCAGCGAUUAUCAAAGAGGAAGACAAAAAUUAUACGGAGAUAUCAGAGAGUGGAGAAGAGCAUGGAGAAAUACAGGGCAUCUCAGACCAAGAUGAUUUAAUUGAUAGUGAUCUCGAGGAAACAGACGAGUCUGUAAUCGAGGACAUGAAAAAACUAGAAGACAGUUUCGACGGGUUCUCCGAACGAUAUCGCUUAAUCCGGCGCAUUGGAGAAGGAACGUUUUCAACUGUCUAUAAAGCAGAAGAUUUGCUCUACGAUCGUUUCUGCAAUGCCUGGGACCCGGACUCAGAACAGGAGGAGAUUGGUGAUCAUGACCGGGCGCCCUCCAAACGCCCUCGUCUUGGGGAUUCCCGGGAUGUCUCAGUGCAAAGAGCGAAAAAAAGGAAGACCGCGCGUUACGUUGCGUUAAAGAAAAUAUAUGUGACCAGCAGCCCGUUUCGGAUUCAAAACGAACUUGAACUAUUACUGAGUCUCCGGGGUUGCAUGUCAGUCUGCCCUAUAAUCACUGCAUUCAGACAUCAUGACCAGGUUGUGGCAGUCCUACCAUAUUUUCCCCACGCAGAUUUCCGAGUGUUAUAUCGUACUUUUCUAGUGGAAGAUAUGCGAUUAUAUCUCCGGUCCCUUCUCAUUGCACUUCAUGCUGUUCACCGAGAAAAUAUAAUACACCGGGACAUUAAGCCAACUAAUUUUCUAUAUAACCCAGUGCAUCGCCGCGGUGUUCUUGUGGACUUUGGGCUAGCUGAGCGCGAGUAUCUCAGCGGAGAACCAUGCCCCUGCUCCGACAUGGCCGGUAUGACGCGACUUGUUGAUGCACCCUAUUUUAGUAGGACACAAGUCAUGUCGGCCGGCUAUCCAAAAAGUGACUCCCGGCCGUCUCGUCGAGCGAAUCGAGCUGGAACUCGCGGGUUUCGGGCACCGGAAGUAUUGCUUAAAUGCACAUCGCAGACCACUAAGAUCGAUAUCUGGUCGGUUGGUGUGAUUUUACUCACCCUCUUGGGGAGGCGCUUUCCUUUCUUUCACUCCGUUGAUGAUGUAGAUGCAAUGAUCGAGCUAGCUAGCAUAUUCGGAACUCGCAGGAUGAGAAGUUGUGCAGCGCUCCACGGACAGGUGUUCGAAACCACGAUUCCUACAAUUGGGGAAAGGGGAUUUUCCUGGGAAAAAAUUGUGCAAUGGUCGAGCUGUGUCGCAGAGCUCACUGGCCGAGAAAAACAAGGAAUAAAGCUUUUAUACCGGCUCUUGGAAUUGGAUCCGAUGCACAGGCCUAGCGCAAAGGAAGCAUUACGAGACAAAUUUUUCACCCAUCCAGAAGGAGAUGACUUGUCUUGGGAUGAUAAUGAUGAUAUAAAGCAAGGCGAAAAGCAAGAUGGGACCGGAAAGGGUGAGGAAAAUGGAGAAAUAGCGGUUGAAGGUCCGGAAGAAGUGCAAUUUGUCUAG
Molecule: messenger RNA, 1461 nt
Organism: Coccidioides immitis RS
Lineage: Eukaryota; Fungi; Ascomycota; Eurotiomycetes; Onygenales; Onygenaceae
Product: CDC7 protein kinase
Exons: 4
Coding region: 1-1461 (486 amino acids)
Biological process (GO): protein phosphorylation; mitotic DNA damage checkpoint signaling
Cellular component (GO): nucleus
Molecular function (GO): ATP binding; protein serine/threonine kinase activity
Source: RefSeq, a predicted model, not a curated record